This is a messenger RNA of Camarhynchus parvulus, 5897 nucleotides long. RefSeq names its product kelch like family member 11 (gene KLHL11). The record is from RefSeq and is a predicted model, not a curated record. The coding region runs from base 1 to 2106 and encodes 701 amino acids. NCBI's taxonomy places the organism in Eukaryota, Metazoa, Chordata, Aves, Passeriformes, Thraupidae. Gene Ontology annotation, molecular function: protein binding. The transcript is spliced from 2 exons.
AUGUCCGACAAGAUGGCGGCGGCCGCGGCCUGUCCGCAGCCGCAGCCGCAGCCCGGUCCCAGCCCCGGCCCCAGCCCCGGUCCCGGCCUCGGUCCUGGCCCGCCGGCGGCCGAGGCGGAGCGCGGGGCCCCGCGGGGCAGCGCGGCGGACGGGGAGGCUGAGGCGGAGGAGUUCGGGUGCCCGGCGCACUGCUCCGACCUGGCCUGGCGGCAGAACGAGCAGCGCCGCCACGGCCUGUACUGCGACAUCACGCUGGCUUUCGGCGGCGCGGGCAUGGCCCGCGAGUACCGGGCUCACCGGUCCGUCCUGGCCGCCGCCACCGAAUACUUCACGCCGCUGCUCUCGGGGGGGUUCGCGGAGUCGCGCUCGGGUCGCGUGGAGCUGCAGAAGUGGAGCUCGGAGGGCGGCCCCGACCCCGACACGGUGGAGGCCGUUAUCGGUUUCAUGUACACCGGCACCAUCCGCGUGAGCCCCGGCAACGUCCAUGAGGUGCUGGAGAUGGCGGACAGGUUUCUGCUGACCCGGUUGAAGGAUUUCUGCGGAGAGUUUCUGAAGAAGAAGCUGAACCUUUCCAACUGUGUGGCGGUUCACAGCUUGGCCCACAUGUAUUCCCUGAAUCAGCUGGCCCUCAAAGCGCAGGAUAUGAUCAGGAGAAACUUCCACAAAGUCAUCCAAGAUGAGGAGUUCUACACUUUGCCAUUUCACCUUGUCCGGGACUGGCUCUCAGACUCAGAGAUCACGGUGGACUCUGAAGAAAUCCUCUUUGAGACUGUUUUGAAGUGGGUUCAGAAGAGCCCUGAGGAAAGAGAGAGGUACUUCGAAGAUCUCUUUAAGCUGCUAAGAUUGUCUCAGAUGAAACCCACAUACCUGACUCGCCACGUGAAAUCUGAGCGGCUGGUGUCGAGCAACGAGGCCUGUGUGAAGCUGGUGUCCGAGGCCGUGGAGAGCCAUGCCCUGCGCUCUGAGAACCUGCAGUCAGGGAACCUGCAGCACUCGGCCUGCCCCGCUGCGCUGCUGCCGCGCUUCGGCCAGAACAUGGAUGUCAUCAUGGUCAUUGGCGGCGUGUCCGAGGGUGGCGACUACCUGAGCGAGUGUGUGGGCUACUUCAUCGACGAGGACAGGUGGGUCAACCUGCCUCACAUCCACAACCACUUGGAUGGGCACGCUGUGGCCGUGACAGAGUCCUACGUGUAUGUGGCCGGCUCCAUGGAACCGGGCUUUGCCAAGACUGUGGAAAGGUACAAUCCAAACAGAAAUAUUUGGGAGCAGGUUUCAAACCUCAUCACCAGGAAGCAUUCCUUUGGCCUUACUGAAGUGAAAGGCAACUUGUACAGUAUUGGUGGGCACGGCAAUUUCAGUCCAGGCUUUAAAGAUGUGGCCAUUUAUAAUCCUGAACAGGACAAAUGGCUGAACCUGGAGUCGGCACCAAAGAUCCUGCGGGAUGUCAAGGCUGUCUCCGUGGAGGACCGGUACGUGUACGUGGCCGCCCGCACCCCGGUUGACAGUGACAGCGAGGACGGGCUCAGGGCUGUUAUUAUCAGAUAUGAUGCUGAAACCAGGCAGUGGCAGGACGUGGAAUCCCUGCCCCUCAUCGACAACUACUGCUCCUUCCAGAUGUCUGUUGCCAGCACCAACUUCUACCACACAGCAUCGUGCUGCCCCAAGAGUUACCCCAUAGACAACGAGGAGGCCAAGGGAAAGAUCUCCAGCAGGGCCUCGGAUGAAAUCCUGGAAUCCUUGCCCCCUGAGGUGCUGAGCAUUGAAGGAGCAGCUAUUUGUUACUACAAAGAUGACGUGUUUAUCAUUGGGGGGUGGAAGAACAGCGAUGACAUUGACAAGCAGUACAGGAAGGAGGCUUAUCGCUACUGCGCCGAGCGCAAGCGCUGGAUGCUCCUGCCCCCAAUGCCACAGCCCCGCUGCAGAGCCACUGCCUGCCACGUGAGAAUCCCCUUCAGGUGCCUGCAGGGAACACAGAGGUACCCCAUGCCACAAAAUCUCAUGUGGCAAAAAGAUAGAAUCAGGCAGAUGCAGGAAAGGCAGAUGCAGGAGAUCCACCGAUACUCCCUGAGCUUACGGAGGAUGCCGCGCUCCCAGAUCGAGUGCUAGUGUCUGCAGUAUCACUCCUGAUGAGCCUAGGAAAUAAACCCAUUUGUUAGGCUUGAUGUGUCUUUAUAAGACAUGAGGGUGUGGAUUUGAUUUGAUGCAUAAAACCAGCAUCUGUUGUGUACUGAAAAUUCAGAAGCUCAGAAGUUGAGGGUGGGUGGGAAUUGAGACACUCCAUGAAUCCAAACAGUAUUCCUUAAUGAUGCCCAGGGAAAAGCUGUAGCCUGUAUCGGGCUGUGAAAUGUCUCUGGGAGCAUUAAGCCUGUUACUUCUUUCCUCAGAUCUUUGGUUCCAAGGAUUUCUGUAGAGUUAGUCUCUAACAGUUCUCCUUGGAAAAUCAAAGAUCUCUCUCUUAAUAAUUUAGUGGUUACAUUUGUGUGUGCUUGAAAGCACCUGUUUCAUUUGCACUUAUCUCUUGACAUUCCUUUGAUUCUCUCCUCAGUGACUAAACUUCACAGGAUUGGUGUUGGUGUACUUGGCUUUCCCAAGCUGGAGGCAAGUGCAAUAGCUCUGUAUGAAACAAAAGCACAAUCUUUAUGAAAUUACUUCAGGAUGUUUCUAUGUGUAUUAAAUAUUUUGUAUUUGUGUGUUGUAGAGAGGCUGCAGAGUUUGUUUAUAAAUGGAUGAUUGGUUGGACACAAAACACUUGCUAAAAGAGAGCUUGAGGCAGUGGAUUUUUUUCAGGUGUAUUGCAGGUUUGAGUCUGUCUCUGACUCAAAAACUUGGGUCAACAGCCUGAGCAAAGGAGUGACACCCGGCCAUGAGCCACCCACCCACACUGGUUGUUUAGUUCUGUCAGAGUGGAUCAGUGAGAGUGGGAUUAUUUCAUGGGAAUAUAGUGAAACCGGGGCUACUUGUAGGUCUCUUCUCAAAUGUUGCACGUUUUCAUUCUAGUGAAAAGUGAUGAAAGAGCCCCUGCUGUUCCCAGCCUCUCUCUGACAAUCAGAAGCCUUUGCCCUCCUGUGCUGUCCCAAGGGGCUCCCAGCAGCUGUGCUCCUGCAGGGUGGAGAGCUGGGCUUUCAGUCUCCAGGGAUCUGAAUUUCCCCACUUGCUGUGGGGUGAGAUUUAAGCUCAUUUAAACACCUUUUGGCAUUUUGAGGUGUCUGUACAUGCCAGUGCCCUGAUUGGCUCUGGAUUGCUUUCUGCUGCACUCCCAGGGAACAGAAUGUGGGAUAAUCCCUUUGGGGUAUCCCUGCCUCUCUGUCCCACUGAGCACUCCUCCCCAGUCCAAGAAGCUCCAGGACCCUUUCAUUUACCAACAGUUUCAGUGCAUACUUCCUACCUCCUUUUCUCCUCAUCCUUCCCUUCUUUUGAAUGUUCCAGGUUUUUCCAUGCAGUCUUAACUCAGGAUCUUAGGGAAGGGAAUGGGAGGAGUAACCUGGGUAUUACAAAAUUUGUGUAGGCAAACCUUUCUGGAAAAUCUGUUACUGUUCUUGGUUUGUUGAUGAUUUGCUGGUGGUUUUGCUGUGGGUGAGUUCUUUGCAAAGAACUUUUAACCAAUUUGGGGUUUGUUUUGGUCUUGUUUUGCUUCCUGAGCUGCUCAUUCUCCUUUUCUAGUUCAACAGGCAGCCCAGAUCAUAUCUGAAACUUGGGGUAAGUCUUUCCACCACUCAGUGUGUAAAGGUUUCUCUGAUGUGUACGUCUCUUAAAGCUCCACUUUGUGGUUCGUGGGCCACUUUGAUAUCAACAACUUGUCUGUUUGUGAGAGAGUCUCCAGCCUUAGUUAAAAAAACUACCAAACUUGAAAUUCUGAGCAGUUUGUCUUGGUUUACUCCUCUGUGGUAACCAUGUUUUAUUUUCUUUGCCUGUUUGGUUGUUGGGCAGGUGAAGUCUGUACCACUGGCUUCAUGCAAGAGGAAGUAGGUGGGUUUAAGGUGAUGUUUGCAGGUGACUGUUCCCAAACAGCUGCUGCAGGCUUGUAAGCUGGGGGUUGAUCCAUGGAGUCUUGCAGGUCUGGCUGGAGUAGGUGCAGAAUUGCUGCUCCUGCAGCAGUUUGUGAUAAAGUGCAAAUGCCUCUGGUGCUGAAUCCAUCAAUGUAACAGCAAUUUGUGGGAGCUGAUUUUAAGAUACUUUAGAGGGAUUCAUGUCCUCCACCCUGCUGAACCAGCUGGCAGGAUUAAACAGGCAGUUGGAGAGUGGUAGGUCACCACCACAGCUCUCUCCAAGCUCUCUUGUAGUCUAUCCUCAAAUACAGACAAUCUGUAGGCAGAAACACCAAGAUGGUUCUUUCAGUUGGAAUAGGAGCUGAAUAUUUAAUGCAUGGCACUGUGCAACAAAGAGGCAAGAACAAACCUUGCGGUCUUGCUUUUUCUAAGCAAAAUUGAUAUUGCACUUCCCAGGAGGACUUUGGGCUGAUGGACAAGCUGUGGCAUUUACUCAAAGCACUCCCCUGAGAGCCAGUGUGAGCCCAGCCCCAUCCCUGGACAGGUAACCCAUGUGUGCCAGCUGCAUGCUGUGUGUGCUUUGCUGUCCCUCCAUGUGCUUGGGGUGGGGGCUGGCAGCAGCACAGGCUGCUCUCAAUGUUUGCUUUGCCAGUUCUGGGAUAGUGUUAAGCAGUUGGGGUUUUUUAGCCUUGAAUCCCAGGGGACCAGUGGCACUGCUGUGGUUUGUGACUAAUAUAUCAAAUAAUCCAUUGCAGCACAUGAGGUGGUGGGAGAAUUGCAUUCAUGGCUCUGGCUGCAGUUUAGCCCACAAGCCUGUGAAUCCAUAACAGUUUCCUUGUGCCCUUGACCACCAUAUCUUGCUGGGUGUUUAUCAAAUGAUCCCAUAAACAAAAGCCUGGGAAUUCCUCAUGUGUUUCUGGAGGCUGCUCAGCUGUCAGCAGGAUCCCAGUGUGUGUUCAGUAAGGGUGAGAAGGCUGACUGCUGCCUCACUGAGGGAAAAGGACAUUGGUGGGAGUUUUCCUCUCCUUAGGACAAUCACAUCUCUACACCUGUCCUGAUACCUGCCACCAAACACACAUGUCGUGUCCUGGCUUUCUGCUUUUCUUUACCACCUGCCAGGUGGUUGGUAACUUUAGUAACUCCCAGGGGCCAUAUGUGUACAUAAUAUUUUAUAACUACCUGGAUACUCCAUUAGUAGCCAGGGGUUGUGUUUUUAAUGACUCCCUUGCACACAGUGGGAGUCCAUUCCAGAGAUGAAGCAAACAUGUUACAUGUGCUGUGAACAACUGUACCCAGCAUUCUGCUUGACUAUUGCAAUGACAUUUUUCUCCAUUACAGUAAAUAUUAAAAUCCAAACUCUUGGCUCAUCUUUUGUGUUGUGAAAUACCCUAGUGGCUGUAAACAAACCCAGUCCCAAGGAAUUAGAACUUUUUAUGUUACUCAUAUUACAGCCUUGUAACAGGAUGUUGUAACAUCCAAUGGGCUUUGAAAAGCAAGUGUAAAGAAAGUGGUCUGUGGCUUGGAUUUAUUUUCAACUCUGUCUACCUUAGGUUGGGUUACAAGCCAUCUCCCAUUUGACAGUCCUGCGUGGAAUCUGAUAAAACGGGUGCUCUUGAGGAUCUAACCCUGUUACUAAUAUGAAUGUAGAGUGUGGAACUAACAAGCUGUUUGAUGACCAUUAAUAGUCAGAUUCUCCUCAUGGGUCCAUGUCACUGUGGGUUGCAGCAGCUCUGCUCUCCUGGCAUAUUAACAGAGGGACAGCAGUUUCCUGGGGAGCAGCCCUCCUGUCCUUACCUGUGAGGUAAAGUUGUGUGUGUCAUAGGCCCUUUGAAACAGCUCCUGCUGUCCUGUUCUUGACCUUAAAUACACUGUACUAAAGUUUAUUGUAAGAGGUGAAUUAAUGAAAAUAAA